This is a messenger RNA of Trematomus bernacchii (emerald rockcod), 1657 nucleotides long. Its product is annotated as histone-lysine N-methyltransferase PRDM9-like. The transcript is spliced from 2 exons. Gene Ontology annotation, molecular function: RNA polymerase II cis-regulatory region sequence-specific DNA binding; DNA-binding transcription factor activity, RNA polymerase II-specific. Bases 68 to 877 code for a protein of 269 amino acids. Lineage: Eukaryota; Metazoa; Chordata; Actinopteri; Perciformes; Nototheniidae. The record is from RefSeq and is a predicted model, not a curated record. Gene Ontology annotation, biological process: regulation of transcription by RNA polymerase II. Gene Ontology annotation, cellular component: nucleus.
UAGUAAACAAGUGUCCACAGCGCUUCGGAGAGCGAACCUCCGAUUCCAUCAGAACUUUGCCGCUAUUAUGUCUAAAAUAGAGAUGCUGAGGCUGCUCAUCACCCAGCGGCUCACGGCGGCAGCCGAGGAGAUCUUCGGGGUGUUCGGGAGAACCAUAGCCGAGUACGAGGAGGAGAUCUCCCGCUCCAAGCUGGAGAUCGAGCGCCAGCGCCGGCUGCUGGAGCUCUCCCUGCAGCCGGAGGUCUCUGUGCAGCUCCGCAGCGCAGCUCUCAGUGUGCAGCAGGAGUGGGGCUCCAGCCUCAAUGAGAUGAUCCCCUCCCCCAUCAAGGAGGAGGAGGAGGAGGAGGAGCUGUGGCAGGAGGAGAAGCCCCAGACUGUGGAGCAGAACAACGUCACCUUCCUGUUGUUCCAGAGUGGAGAUGUGGGAAACAAGCAGGACAACGAGCACCUGACCUCAGACCCCGACACCCAUUCAGGCACCUCGGUGCAGACCUAUCCCAAGCCGGAGGUGGCCCCUGGAAUUUUAGAUGCAGCUUCAGGUAACGGCCUGCUGGGCUGUGUGGACCUGGACUUGCCGCAGUCUGAGGUGGUGGACUCGUACAUCUGCACCAUCUGCGGCCGUGCUUUCGCGCAGCGAGGACACUGGGCCAAACACGUGCAGGUGCACCGCAAGGCAGAGAACAAAUUGGACAAGUCGUACACGUGUGACAUAUGUGGAAAGAAACUCACACGCUUUGACGGGUAUCAGAAACACUUGAGGAUUCACACGGGUGAGAAGCCAUACUGCUGCAAUGAAUGUGGGCGCAGAUUCAGCGACAACUCCAAUUACAAACGACACAUUCGCACGCACAUGGGACAGAAGACGCAGCCGAGCUGAGGCCCAGGCGCACGGAGGAUACAUACCCAUGACACUUGCAACAACACAGGCAAUAACUGUCCACAGUCAUUUGGAUGAAUAUGAAAACUCUUGUGUUUAUUAAUGCCCUUCCUCCACCGUUUUUAACUAUGCCCCUCUAAAAGCUUUGCUUUAUAAAACCCAGAACAAAUGAAAAGUAUGUGUUCCGCAUUCGAAAGAUUUUUAGAUUGAACUAUUAGUUUGCUUGUUUGAUAAACCACAUAAACUAAAACUGGGUUAUUAAAGCCGUUCAGAGUUAGGAAAAAAACACAGAACAAGAGAAAACAGCUCACCAUUUGAGGAGUAAUAACACAACUUUAAAACAUUUAUCUUGCGACCAAAUGUUAAUGUGGAUAAAUUGAUGAACAGGAUACUUGGAUUUGUUAUGAAUGUAUCCACGUUUGUGUGACCAUAACCCAAGACAAAGAAGAAAAUACAUAAUGUAUUUUUACAUCUAACAGAUAUGUAUACACUGGGGAAGCAGUGAAGUUGCACUUUACAAAACAUAUCUGACUGGUACACUUUAAUGUCAGUUUGGAUUCAGACUACCUAUAUUGGACUUUUUUAUGAAUGCCUGGGUCCAAGAUCUUUUUUAUAUGAUUUAAAUUGGGAAUGGUAGUGAGGCCGUUCGGAAAUACAUAUUUUGCUUAAAGGUGGGGUAGGUAAGUUUGAGAAACCGGCUCGAGAUACACUUUUUGUUAUAUUCCAUGGAAUGCUCUUAACAUCCCGAUAGCAAUGAAUAUCUUAAGUGCUUUGACAAAA